AUGGUGAAAACACACGAUGCGUCGCCCUAUGAGGCACCAGCGUCACCGCGUCUUUUCUGGCAGGGUCGCGAAUCAGCAUCUCCCUUCCAUAGAAGCUCAGAGAACCAGAACCUCUAUGAUCCUGAUGCCUCAACAUAUACUCCCUCCAAGCGCCCGUCUUUGGAAAACCUGAAGCGCGCCUCCAGGGUCAAGAAUAACAACAUGUUCCGCGACCACAAUGCAGAGUAUGACCCCACGCAAGUCUAUGUUCCACAGCGGCCGUUGGCCCUCAAUCGGUCAUCCCAGAGGCAAGCGCAGAACGCACCACCAGCACAGCAGCCCGACCCCCAGGACACCAACCCGGUCGGCCCGCGGCCCCCUUCCCCGAGCAAGGACCAGGUUGCCCCGGCAAAAUCCUCGCUGUCUCGGGCUAGUCGAUUCGGUGGUAAGGACGCUGCUUUCGACCCCGAGAACGAGAUCUGGUCGGACAUCGACGGUAGUCGACAUGCUAAAAGCGUGACAUUCGAUGCGGCUCCUCCUCAGGUGAACGAAUAUGAGAUGACAACUCCGGAUCCAUCCUCCGUUGCCUCCGACUCCCGCGAAGGUAGCUAUGACUCCGAGGAAAAUGAGAACGAUAUCAGCUUCGAUCGGGAAUCCUCGCUCGAGCGCGACGACAGCUUCGACGCAUCCCUGGAAGACCUCGAGAAAACACCAGUGGUGCUGCCGGAGGACUGGCGCUAUAUGAGCCCUGAAUCUGCGAAUGACGAACUGGUCGAAGAGGGGGAGGGCCAGUUCACCGAGGAUGACGAAGACCAUAGCCCCAUCCCCCGCCCGUCCUCCCAGCAAGAGCAUCCCGUGCAGCAUGCCCGGGUGGAGUCACUGGAUUCAAAUGUUGAUCGCCGUCCCCUUCCUCCUCUCCCUCCCACUAACCGGCCUCAAUUCCCUCAGCGUGGAUCGCCGGGAAAGAUGACGGCCGCUUUUGAGCUUGGAAGUGGGAACCAGCGCGUUCUGCCUUCUCCACCAGCCCCCGCAUCUUACAGCAAAUCCGACAUCACGGAACGGAAUCACGGCCAUAUGUCCCUGGAAGAGAGGCUGCGUCUGAUGAUGAUUGAGAAGAAGGAGCCGAUAACUGAGGAAAUCGAACUGGAUGGCCCGGAGACACCCAAGGCUCUUCCCGAGGAGCCACAGGAGCAGACUGCAGUCAAGGAGGCCCCUGCCACUCAGGAAACAGAUACUGCAGCGGAGGACGACGCAGAUGUUUACACCCCUCCGCGCAUCUCGAGGGAUUCGAUUCUCCGAGAUCUGCGUAAGAGCGAGAGCUUCCUGGAUGACUCCUUUGAAGAUGCUUCUCAGGCGGAGUCUAGCCCCAACCAUUACUUCGAUUAUGACCCGGACGUCCCAAUUCCUUCCAUGGAGCACGAUCAUGAUGAUAGCCACGACUAUGACGACGACGAUGACGAUGAGACCAGCAGUGUGAUCAUCAAGCCCGAAGAGCAUGAUGAUUCUCUUUAUGACAUUCCAGAAUACUAUGAGAACGUAAACUCGGAGCAGUCCUCUUCGCAAAGCUUAAAGGAUAAGGUGGAUGAUGACGAAAGUCGUUACUCCAGCCAACCUCCGGAAGAGGUGUCCGUGCUGGAGGAGGAUGACUCGCACGACUUUGAUGACCGGCAAUCCACACCACUUGCUACCGUGCAGACACAAGAGACGCCGUCAGUCGAUGAAUCACUUGAUGAGUCGCAAGUAUCUACCAUCAGCGAGGAAAGGUCUGCUGAUAAGAUGGCCGCCAUGCGGGAGUCACUCCAGCGCCCAUCGACGCCGGAUAGCCAGAAUCAAUUAUCGGAGCCUUCUACCCCUGAUUCUGUCGUUCGACACCCUGUGGCUGACGAGCAGAGCGAUCGCGAGGUCUCGCCAGACGAGAGUGUUCCGGAACCGAUUGCCACAGUCAAAGCACCAGGAACUCGCCUCAAGACGCGUCCCUCACUGACCCCAGCCGAUAUGGAACAGAUGGCAGCCACUCGCCGGAAGGUUAGCGGACAGGUGCCACCGCCAAUGCCAUACCUUACAAAACAGGAAUCCAACGAAUCCCAGGCGUCAGCACCCGGUGAUGCCGUGCCGUCACUACCUCCACCCGUGCAGGAGAAUCAAAGACAGAGUAGUCUUGUAAAGCUGGACAUUCCGUUCAGCAUCCAGGAAGAAGAGAGUCUUGGAUUUGGAUUGGACAAAGAAUUCGAUAGGGUCAUUGAAUCUCAAAAGGUGGCGUUUGAACAUUCCCUCUCCCAGCUGCGUCUCCACGGCCAGGAAGCACCCAAGCAUGGACCAGCCCCCCCGUUCUUGAGUUCGAGACAGCGGACUAAUGACAAUUGCCCCAAACAGAGAGGUUAUCUUAUGCGGCACAAUACCAAGGUUAUCAUUGCGAGCAGCAGCACGGAGGACGACACUGUGCCGACUCCAGGAGAAGAUCCGGCUGAAUCUCGAGCCACACGCGCUGCGCCCACGCCGCGUAAGGCCAGCCAGCAGACUUGGACCACUGUACCCUGGAACGGUCAAACUCGUCGGGCGAGUAUGAGAACGGCCAGCGGAGUCGUUCGAAAGAAGGCUACGUCAGGCCCGGUACCGCCGCUCCCAGGCCAGCAAAGCAGCGUCCAGGAGCCGGCAACCAUGAUCGAGGAGGCGGAGCCUGCUCUCAAUGGCGCUCUCGAGGAGGGUGAAGAGCGAGGCCGUCUCUUCGUCAAGGUUGUUGGGAUGAAAUACCUCGAUCUGCCUCUGCCACGAGGUGAGAGAUCGUACUUUGCCCUUACUUUGGACAACGGCCUGCAUUGCGUCACCACCUCUUGGUUGGAACUAGGCAAGACAGCGCCCAUUGGCCAGGAAUUCGAGCUCAUUGUCCAACAGGACCUUGAGUUCCAGUUGACCUUGCAAAUGAAGGUGGAUGAGGACAAGUUCCGAGUGCAGGAGCCUGCCCCUACUGCCUCGCCUAGUCGCCCCAAGACUUCCACAUUUAGCCGUGUGUUUGCUUCUCCGCGCAAGCGCAAGGAGCUCGAGAUGAAGCAGCAACUUGCCACCCAGCAAAACAAAGCCAAAGAUAUCAACGCUCCUGUGUGGGAACGAUUGAGGACUUUGGUCGCCAGAGAUGGCAGCUUUGCGCGCGCAUAUGUUUCUCUUAGUGAUCACGAGAAACACGCCUAUGGUCGGCCUUACAAUGUUGAUAUUGCGUGCUUCAAUGAAUGGGCGGUUGAAGAGCAGCCAAGCAGUGUCAAGAGCAAGAAGAGUACGACGAGUACGACUUCUCAGCGAAGACCUCCUUACAAGAUUGGUAAGCUGGAGCUCCAGCUGUUGUUUGUCCCCAAGCCCAAGGGUGCCAAGGAGGAGGAUAUGCCCAAGAGCAUGAACGCCUGCAUCCGGGAAAUGCGUGAGGCGGAGAGUGUCUCUGCUCGUAGUUUCGAGGGAUUUCUGUCACAGCAGGGUGGCGACUGCCCGUACUGGCGUCGUCGCUUCUUCAAGCUUCAGGGAUCCAAAUUGACCGCCUACCACGAGACCACCCGUCAACCACGUGCCACGAUCAACCUUUCGAAGGCAGUCAAGUUGAUUGAUGACCGAUCUUCGCUGAUGCAGAAAGAGACCACCACCCGGGGUGGUGGCCGUCGAAAAUCUGCGUUUGCUGAGGAAGAGGAAGGUUACAUGUUCGUGGAGGAAGGCUUCCGUAUUCGCUUCGGCAACGGCGAAGUGAUUGAUUUCUACGCUGACAGUGCGGUCGACAAGGACGGAUGGAUGAAGGUCCUGGCCGAUGCGGUGGGCAAAGGAUCUUCGGGAAGCAGCCAGGCUAAGCUCUGGACCGAGAUGGUCCUUAAGCGGGAGCGGAGUAUGAAAGCGAAACGGGACCAAAUUCCUCCUCCGCCUCCUGCCAAACCCACCUCGUCCAUUCCGAUGCCAACGGCGCCGGCGCCGACCUCGGCUUCCAAACCUCGACACAAGCACACCCAAUCUCAGCCGGACGUUCGCGGUGCGGAUGCUCGACGACAGAAGACCCGGUCCUUGAUGUUCUAG
This is a messenger RNA of Aspergillus aculeatus ATCC 16872, 4023 nucleotides long. It is a transcript of the gene bud4, whose product is annotated as putative GTP binding protein (Bud4). Lineage: Eukaryota; Fungi; Ascomycota; Eurotiomycetes; Eurotiales; Aspergillaceae. The record is from RefSeq and is a predicted model, not a curated record. The transcript has 5 exons. Bases 1 to 4023 code for a protein of 1340 amino acids. Gene Ontology annotation, molecular function: GTP binding.